Molecule: messenger RNA, 2816 nt
Organism: Sphaeramia orbicularis (orbiculate cardinalfish)
Lineage: Eukaryota; Metazoa; Chordata; Actinopteri; Kurtiformes; Apogonidae
Gene: ankrd33bb
Product: ankyrin repeat domain 33Bb
Exons: 5
Coding region: 1203-2756 (517 amino acids)
Molecular function (GO): protein binding
Source: RefSeq, a predicted model, not a curated record
UCCAUAUACAAGUAGAGGAGAUGUUUGAGAGUUAAGGCGUUCCCUCUGUGCUUGUACCAUUUAAUCAGUUUAAAGAUUGAGCAGAAAACAUUCAGACUCUUCUUCCACCAGGGAGGGGAAACGGGACAGGAAGAACAAACCAGAGAGAGAGCGACUAAAGGGAUUAUCAUGCGUCACUUCAAGAGAAUGGCUCUCAUCCCAUUGCUGGCCAUCGUCAGAGGAAGCCCAGUGUUUCUCCACAGGGAGACAUGGGAUUAGCUGCUCCAUGCUGUUGUUGGUAGCUCUUUCCAACUAGGACGCCUGUGCCGCCGAGCUUCAAGAACAGCUUCAGCUUCUUGUCGAGUCUUGGAUCGCUGUGACGGUACAAGUUGUUGGAUAACACUGGAAUUUAACUCUCCCAACACUCCAUGGCUUUGUGUUUUAGUUGGAAACUUUAAUGAUGACGGCGGAUACCAAAGAGGAAGACAUGACCAGUUCGACCUCAGAUUAUGAACGUGACUGAGUUCUGUGGAGCUGCAACUUUUACCCUAAAAUAAGGAUUUUUUUUCGAUAUCAAUCAUCCUGGCCAAGAUUUCCAACGCUUCAGAACUCACGACCAAGUGAGAUUUUAUUUGCGCCAAAGCUUUCUUGAAAGACUUGUAGGCUAUUGUUGCAAAUUCACCUCGAUAUUCCACUGAUUUUGUCAUUAGGCGCUGUAAAUUAUCAUCAUCCUUGAUGUUCCUGGAAUCUUUUAAAUAACCUGGUGUUAUUUCGUGAAUUGAAUUGAAUUUCGAAUCAUUAUUUUUUUUUGUUUGGAAUGUUGACCAGACUAACUGAUCAACAGCAGCGUCAGUGGAAAAUUUGCGAAUUUCUUGACUUACCAUUAUGACGAUUACGCCUAACAUCACUAAUUUGCAUCAUAGUUACUUUAGGUGCUAUAUUCAAGUUAACAAUCUUUGCUUAAUUUAGGAUUUGUAAGGGAUUAAGGCUUCUCGUCAAUGAAUUAAGAAGAAUUGAUACUAAAUGCGAGAACCUCAUUCAUCCGAUUUGAUAAUGACUCUUGGGAAACGUCCCAGCGAAGUAUAAAAGCCGACAUCCUGGCAGGACUUCAUGUUAAAUCAAGUGGGAUGAGGGAUCGUACUGUGGUGGGCCGGUGGACAUAAAACUGUAGGUCCUCCUGGAGUGGUCCUGGGACCCCAAGAGUUGUCAGACCCAGGGAUUAAAUGGUGUUAAUAACAGAGCACCACAGCGACGAGUCAAAGGUUCGAGAGAAUGGAGUGGCUGUGGGAGUGGGAAUGGGUGCAGACUCACCCGUCAUGUCCAUCACCAGGAUUAACGAAGAAGGGGAGGAGUGCGAGGUGUCAGAGGAAGAUGAAAAUGACGUCGAGGUACCGUAUACGCGCGAAUACUGGGAGGAUGAGGAUGAUAUUUACCAGGAGUUUGAAGAGUUGGACUUCGAUUCCCUUCCGGAUCGGACGGACACUCGAAGCGUGGCCUCAGAUGACUCGUUCUACCCUCCGGACAGUUCGGUCAGUUCGUGUCUGUACCGUUCGCCGAGCCCCGACAGCCCCGAGCCCAUCUCCUUCUACAAGGCCUGCUGCAACAACAACGCCAUCAUCGUCAAGAUCAUGAUCCGACAAGGAAUGACGGAGGAGGAAGUGAAGGAGACAGACAGGAACAGGAGGUCCGGCCUCAUUAUGGCGUGUUACUACGGCUACGUGGACGUGGUCAUGGCCCUGUCUCAGUGUCCUUAUCUUGACGUCAACUGGCAGGACAAUGAAGGCAACACUGCUCUGAUCACUGCCGCACAAGCAGGUCAUGUGUUCAUCUCCAACUAUCUGCUCAACUACUUCCCUGGACUCGACAUCGAGAGGAGGAACUGUCACGGUUUCACGGCUCUGAUGAAGGCCGCCAUGCAGGGCCGAUCUCAGUGUGUCCGAGCGCUGAUGUUAGCAGGAAGUGAUGUUCAGGCGCGGGACAACAGUCGUCACAUGACGUCCAGGGAAUGGGCGUUGUUCACCGGUCGCCAUGAAACAGCCGACCUGAUGCUGCAGCUGAUGUCCAGACCAUGUGCUGAACAGUUCUGUGACUCCUUCCCCCUGGAGUGGCCCAUGUUGGAGGAGCUGGUGACUCAGGCCCAAGAACCCAAGUCCUGUGGGAAACGUCUGAGCAGCCUCUUCUCCUGCUGCCCGUACAGGUUCUACAUCAACAACAAGGUGAACCCCGUGGACGACGGCGUCCUGGAACACAUGGUCCGGGUCACCACCGGCAUCUCCAGUCCAUUCAUCGCCACAGCGUGUCACACGGUGUGUCCGGGAAGCCCGCCGUGCAUUGGAAAGCGGCGUUUCGCGGUUCAGGAGAUCCUGAGAAGGAAACGACUCGCCGAACUGAAGAGCCUGGGUCCGGACCGACUGAACCACUACAAGAGGCUUUUCCAGAACUCGCGAGUCCUCCUCAUCCCAAAGGUGAGAGAUCGCAGGGCGAGCCUCCAGCCUCAGCUGUUCAGUGAAAUGGCGGCGGUGUCGUCCGUGGUCAUGCGACGGGCGAGUUUACUGCCUCUGAACAUGAUGAGGAGGAGCAGUGUCCGGCCGGGCCUUGUGGUGCCCAAAGUCCGGCUCUGCAAGGCCCCGCAUCCUACCUUCAUCCCCGAAAAGGUUAAACAGAACCACAACCACAACCAGCUGCAGGUUCCCAAGUGGGACUACAAGAUGAAACGAAUAGAAAGGAGGCGCGAGGAGGAGAAGAAAAACCUGGUACCUCUGAUAAGGAGGAGGUGAGGGCUUCAUGGACGAUUUUAACCCUUUCAUGCAUGUUCAACUGAAACCACAAUAUCUGCA